AUGAAUUCACACAUUGAAGACCUUAAGCCCUUCAGAUGGAAAUGUUUUCAAGUUUUAAUAUUGGAAAAUGAGAACGGUGGUGAUGCUGGCAUUGACAGUAACGACAAAACCUUAAGAGAUGCGAGAGAUUUUGUGAUAACUGAUGAACAAUUUCAAUCAUUCAUCAGUCGUCAUCAACAACAACAAUGCAUUGUACCGGAACCAAACAACAUCAUGAAAAACUCUUAUUUGAUUUUAGACGAACAUUUAUGUUUUUUAAAUUGUCGUGAUAACAAAAAAAUUCCAAGUCAAUCAUUAUUAAACGUUGACGUCGACGUUGCUCUUCAAGAGUCAGGUUGGGAUCAGGAUUCUUUUUAUAGAAGAUCUGGCGUAUAUGAUUGGUCUAAAAAUAUUGAUGUUUGUGCUCAAACCAACGAUAAAUCAUUAAAUUGCAUAACAUUAAAAUCAAAUUGA
This is a messenger RNA of Entrophospora sp. SA101, 453 nucleotides long. NCBI's taxonomy places the organism in Eukaryota, Fungi, Glomeromycota, Glomeromycetes, Entrophosporales, Entrophosporaceae. The record is from the annotation of a GenBank genome assembly.